GGAGGAGCCUGCAGCGGCGGUGGCGGCGGCGGCGGCGGCGGCGGCGGCGGCUCCAGCAUUUCCCUCCCUGGCCGGGGGUCGGCGGGCGGUGGCGGCGGCAGCGGCGGCGGCGGCAGCUGGGCAGGGCUGGGCCGAGCUGCGGACGCCAGGCCCCCCGAUCCCCGCCAGGCUGCGGACACCAGGCCCCCCGAUCCCCGCCAGGCUGCAGGCGCCGGGCCCGGGCCGUCAGGGCAGCUGUGACCCUUGCGCUCAGCGGGUGGCGAGCUGGGGGUGCGCCCGGAUCCCCGCCCCCGGGAUCAUGGGGAAUGGCAUGACCAAGGUACUUCCUGGACUCUACCUCGGAAACUUCAUUGACGCCAAAGACACGGAUCAGCUAGGCCGGAAUAAGAUCACACACAUCAUCUCCAUCCACGAGUCACCCCAGCCUCUGCUGCAGGACAUAACCUACCUUCGCAUCUCAGUGGCCGACGCCCCUGAGGUACCCAUCAAAAAGCACUUCAAAGAAUGUAUCAACUUCAUCCACUGUUGCCGCCUCAAUGGGGGAAACUGCCUUGUGCACUGCUUUGCAGGCAUCUCCCGAAGCACCACCAUCGUGACGGCAUAUGUGAUGACUGUGACAGGACUGAGCUGGCGGGACGUGCUUGAAGCCAUCAAGGCCACGCGGCCCAUCGCCAACCCCAACCCAGGCUUUAGGCAGCAGCUUGAAGAGUUUGGCUGGGGCAGUUCCCUGAAGCUUCGCCGGCAGCUGGAGGAGCGCUUCGGGGAGAGCCCUUUCCGCGACGAGGAGGAGGUGCGCGCGCUGCUGCCGAUGUGCGCGCGCUGCCGGCAGGGCUCUGCGAGCGCGGCCUCUUCCCCCGCGCCCAGCUCCUCGGCCUCGGAAGGGACCUUGCAGCGCCUGGUGCCGCGGUCGCCCCGGGAAGCCCACCGGCAGCUGCCGCUGCUGGCGCGCGUCAAGCAGACUUUCUCUUGCCUCCCGCGGUGUCUGUCCCGCAAAGGCAGCAAGUGAGGAUCCUGCCCCGCCGUGGCGCCCCUCGGCCUCUCGACCGGUCCCCUUCGGGCAUUGUCUGCGCCUCCCACGGCCUUCAGGACGGGCCCAGAGCCUGUGGGAGCCCCGCGGCGGCCUGAUCCCCGCCCCUGCCCCUCUUCGCGCCUUGCUUGUCUGCGUCCGCGGUCAGUGUGUCCUCCAUCUGUGUGUGUGGCUCUGUGUCUGGGCCGGCCUGCUGCAGCUACCUGGUGCCUUAGUUCUUGGGCUGGAGGAGGGUGCCCCCGGCCCCCCCUCCCAUUAAAGGCGGUGGGAGUGGGAAUGGGUGGGUGGGGUAGUUGGAUGGGCCUGGAGGAUAUUAAAGAGACACAGAAG
Delphinapterus leucas (beluga whale) is the source of this 1357-nucleotide messenger RNA. It is a transcript of the gene DUSP15, whose product is annotated as dual specificity phosphatase 15. The record is from RefSeq and is a predicted model, not a curated record. Gene Ontology annotation, biological process: protein dephosphorylation; signal transduction. Gene Ontology annotation, molecular function: protein tyrosine phosphatase activity. Gene Ontology annotation, cellular component: plasma membrane; cytosol. Lineage: Eukaryota; Metazoa; Chordata; Mammalia; Artiodactyla; Monodontidae.